AUGGGCCGGUUUUGGGGUGACAACGAGAGUGACCCUGUCAAGAAGCUCGACCCAGGCCUUCGCGAGUUCCUCGAGCAGGAGACGCCCGAUAAUUAUGUCCCUGCGCCCGAUGUGAAGCAACCAGCACCUACAGCCUCGCCCUCGCUGUCCCUCAGCUCACAAGAAGCCGACCAUUCAUCAGAGCCUAAAGUCCCUGCUGCAUCUCUCUACCAGGAUGGUCGCUAUGCCGAUCUGUGGAAGACCUACAAACCGCCGAGCAAUAUGGAUGGUCGCACCUCUGGCGUCCGCGGGGCGGAGCGAGUGGUUGAAAAGCACCAUGAGCGCGGGGAUACUGUGCAGCGAGCAGCAAUGGAGAAUUGUGCUCUGGAAAAUGAGGCUUUGACCUUUUGCUUCAAGAAUGGAGACUGGAAGAAGCAGAUUGAGUCCCGGUUGACGAUGUGCUCCGCAGAGAAAUCGACUUUCUCGCGAUGUUACGAAACACAGAGCAAAUUCCUCCAGGCGCUGGGCUACGCCGCAUCCCUCGAAUACGAUGCCGAAAAGGAAGAGCGGAUUCAAGUGCACGCCGACAAGCUGUACCACCAAAUGCUAGACUACGAAAAGAAAGUGAAGGAGGCAAAGGCAGCUGGAACUGAACCUCCUCCUCUCACCUCCCUCUUCAAUCCCGACAAGAAGUCUCAUGUUGAAGGUGUGGCGGGCACGAAGGUUGAGAUCCCUGGCGGAGAGGCCGUUCCACCUGGUUUCAAGCCAUCCAAGCCCUUGAUCAAGCUCACACCUCACGAACGUGAGCUGGAGAUCCGAUCCUACAAUGCUCAGCGGGAACAACAGAAGACAUAUGUGGAAGAGGCUACCCCAUUCAUUAAGAGCCAAGCGGAGGCCGGGACGAAGCGACAGGAGAGGGCUGUCAGCUGGUUUGGAGAGACGAUUGGAAAGUGGAUCUCAUAA
Molecule: messenger RNA, 942 nt
Organism: Penicillium daleae
Lineage: Eukaryota; Fungi; Ascomycota; Eurotiomycetes; Eurotiales; Aspergillaceae
Exons: 2
Coding region: 1-942 (313 amino acids)
Source: RefSeq, a predicted model, not a curated record